Messenger RNA from Scaptodrosophila lebanonensis, 1718 nucleotides. It is a transcript of the gene nAChRalpha7, whose product is annotated as neuronal acetylcholine receptor subunit alpha-7. Gene Ontology annotation, biological process: monoatomic ion transmembrane transport; nervous system process; chemical synaptic transmission. Lineage: Eukaryota; Metazoa; Arthropoda; Insecta; Diptera; Drosophilidae. The coding region runs from base 1 to 1635 and encodes 544 amino acids. Gene Ontology annotation, molecular function: acetylcholine-gated monoatomic cation-selective channel activity; transmembrane signaling receptor activity. The record is from RefSeq and is a predicted model, not a curated record. The transcript has 14 exons. Gene Ontology annotation, cellular component: postsynaptic membrane; synapse; neuron projection.
AUGAGUUUCCUACAGACCCACAAUACUGGGCAAUCAACAACAGCUACUACUUCCAGAUCAGCAGGAACAACGAAAACAGCAAGACUCUGCGCCGUAGCCGCUGCUUUUAAGUGGCUGGCCUAUGGCCUGGGACUAUUAAUUAUCCUGCCAGUGUGCAAUGCUGGCCCGCAUGAGAAACGUUUGCUGCACGCGCUACUCGACAACUAUAAUAGCUUGGAGCGGCCUGUGGUCAAUGAAUCCGAUCCAUUGCAAUUGAGUUUCGGUCUAACACUCAUGCAAAUCAUUGAUGUGGAUGAAAAAAAUCAACUGCUUAUAACUAAUAUAUGGCUUAAAUUGGAAUGGAACGACAUGAAUUUGCGAUGGAAUUCGAGUGAGUUCGGGGGCGUUCGCGAUUUGCGAAUACCGCCGCAUCGUUUGUGGAAACCGGACGUGCUCAUGUACAACAGCGCCGAUGAAGGAUUCGACGGCACCUACGCCACGAACGUGGUUGUUCGCAAUAAUGGAAGCUGUCUGUACGUGCCACCUGGAAUAUUCAAGUCCACGUGUAAAAUCGACAUCACUUGGUUUCCCUUCGAUGAUCAACGCUGUGAAAUGAAAUUCGGCUCCUGGACCUACGAUGGUUUUCAGCUGGAUUUGCAACUACAAGACGAAGCCGGCGGCGAUAUCUCAAGUUUUAUAACGAAUGGUGAAUGGGACUUACUGGGUGUGCCCGGUAAACGAAAUGAAAUCUACUAUAAUUGCUGCCCAGAACCUUAUAUUGACAUAACAUUCGCCAUUUUGAUACGACGCAAAACUUUGUACUAUUUUUUCAAUUUGAUUGUGCCGUGCGUACUGAUCGCCUCGAUGGCACUGCUAGGGUUUACACUGCCACCAGAUUCUGGUGAGAAGCUCUCGCUUGGAGUUACUAUUUUAUUAUCGCUCACAGUCUUCCUGAAUAUGGUGGCGGAAACGAUGCCGGCAACUUCCGACGCUGUGCCGCUGCUCGGAACUUAUUUCAAUUGCAUUAUGUUUAUGGUGGCCUCAUCAGUUGUGUCAACCAUACUUAUCCUCAAUUAUCAUCAUAGAAAUCCAGAUACGCAUGAAAUGAGUGAAUGGAUAAGAGUAAUAUUCCUUUAUUGGUUACCUUGCAUAUUGCGCAUGCAAAGACCGGGACAGGUUGGCUCACCACCACCACCACCACCACCACCACCACCAUCGCAAAGAUCCUCCAAAUCUCUGCUCGCCAAUGUGCUGGACAUCGACGAUGACUUCCGCUGCAAUCAUCGAUGUGCCAGCUCGACGUUGCCUCAUCAGCCCACGUACUACAGGACCAUGUACAGGCAAGGUGACGAUGGCAGCGUGGGACAUGUUGGUCCUGUUGGUCCUGUCGCAGCUGUUGCCGAUGCCCGCAUGCACGAGGCGAUAUCUCACACAUGUCUCAGCUCAUCGGCGGAAUAUGAACUGGCGUUGAUAUUGAAGGAGUUGCGCUGGAUAACCGAUCAGCUCAAAAAGGAGGAUGAAACGGGAGAUAUUACGCGUGAUUGGAAAUUUGCCGCCAUGGUCGUUGAUCGUUUGUGCCUUAUAAUUUUCACGCUAUUUACCAUUAUAGCUACCUUGGCGGUUUUAUUCUCGGCACCACAUUUUAUCUUUCCAUAAAUCUACAGAGAUCGCCUUCUUCUGGGUUGGUCAUCACUUGUGUUUACACAGAGCGUACAAAUCUUGUUUUUACUUUUGUAAAG